GUUCAGCAUGAGAAAGCGCAGAGAAAGAGCUCAGAGAAAGAGAGAGAGAGACAGACGGACAGAAAGACAGAGGACAGCAUUAUUUUUUUUGGACUAAUAAAGGAUUGUGCUGGGAUACGCCACCGGAAUGAAGUCACCAAAGAUAAAGUCUCAGAAUAAAUCUUUCCUGGAGGAGGACGACGACCUGAACGCGGUGCUGUGCGAGUUCGACGCCGUCAUCGAGGACUUCACUUCGCCCUUCGAGAAGAGACACUUCCGAUACGACGAGCAUCUAAAGACGAUGAAGCGGCGAAGCAGCGCGAGCGUUAGCGACAGUGGCAUCAGCGACUCAGACAGUGCAGAGUCUCUCAACAGAAACAGCUUCAGCUUCAGUGAUGAGAGGCUCAACUCUCCUGUGUUCUCAUCUUCACCUAUCAGCCCUUCAGUCGUGUCACCCAAACCUAAACUUGGUGAUACAAAGGAACUGGAAGACUUCAUUGCAGACCUUGAUAAGACAUUAGCAAGCAUGUGACCUGGAGUUAGUUACCAAGGAAGAGCAAGUGGAAAGCAGGCCUCCCUGGACUGGCACUGUCGUGAGCCAACAUGAUGAUGAAACUCAUGAAGACAUCUCACUGUUUCAUUCAUAAACACCUACACUCUAAGGACUCAUUGUGUUUCCUUUGGAAAACUUGAUCUGGAAGAAUAUUUAAAUGGCUUUUUAUAAGAAUUAUUAUUUGUAAUUGUAUAGAAGGUGGUUACUGUAAAUUUUAUCAGUCUUUUGUGAAUAUAUAUUUUUGUAUUUUUAUGUAAAUAGUUAUUGCGUCAAAAGUCUAUUGCCUUAUUAUGAGAAGCUUUUACAUUUUUAAUAUUUCAUUAUUAAUUGAACUUAACACAAAAUGCACACUUAAUUCACUAGAAAACUGGAAAACAUUAUUAAGUGUACUUAAUACAACUACCUGACAUUAAAACUGUGACUUUAA
Messenger RNA from Silurus meridionalis, 959 nucleotides. RefSeq names its product regulator of cell cycle (gene rgcc). The transcript has 5 exons. Gene Ontology annotation, biological process: regulation of cell cycle. The record is from RefSeq and is a predicted model, not a curated record. Lineage: Eukaryota; Metazoa; Chordata; Actinopteri; Siluriformes; Siluridae. Bases 128 to 511 code for a protein of 127 amino acids.